UAUUUUCAACUAUACACCUUAGCCCUCAGGCCACUUAAUGCACCGCAUACAAUCGUCUUAUCACCUAUUCUAGUACUACAGAGUAGACUAUACAGAAAAAAGAAUCUGUCUUGUACAAGCCGCUCUCUUUUGCGUAUCAUGUAUAGUUUUAGGUGUAUUUUAACCUAUAUGCCUUACCCCUUAAGAUACUCAGCGCACCGCAUACGAUUAUCUUAUUACCUAUUAUUGUACCACAGGAUAGACUAUCCAAAAAGAAAGAAUGUGUCUUCUGCGAGCAACUCUUUUGACCUAGCAUAUAUAGUCUUAGGAGUACUUAAACUAUACGCCUUACCCCUCAAGCUACUCAAUACACCGCACACGAUCGUCUUGUCGCGUAUUAUCGUACUCCAGGAUAGCUUAUACGCCGGCAAUUUUCUCGAGCUACACACUGAGGUAACAUGUUCUAAAAAUUGUUGUUUAUCGAGUUGGCUUAACCUGAUUAUGGAUUGUUCGCAAAAGGAUAUCAAUUGAUGUCUUCUACGAGCAGCUUUCUUUUGCAUGCCCAACGCGACGGGUUGUCUGACACCGCUAGGGCUGGCGAUUGUGGGGUAGUGUCGACAAUUAAUCCGUGCGUCAUUCACUCUUAACUCCAUUAGCGCGACUCGUGCCUGCGACAUUCGAUCCAUCCAAUCUCCAUUCAUCCAUCACCAGCCACGAUGCUUUCGUAACCCGCAACCAUGGACGCGCCAUCAGCGCAGCUCAACCUCGAGAUUCGCGAUGCGAUCGUGAAAUCACUGGCGACGCGCCGCCCAAUCCUCCACCACCUUAACGCCGACACGUCGUGGUUGCUCCAAAUUCCUCGCCCGUCCUCCGCCGUCAAGCAUGGCGGCCGGAUAUACUACAACAUCCUCAUCGACCCGUGGCUACAGGGCCCACAGUCAGACGUAGCGCGCUGGUUCUCGCAGCAAUGGCACGCCAUCGAGAGUGCGGUCAAAGACAUUGCCGAGGUGGAAGAGCUGGCCAAGCAGAUUGAGAUACUAUCUGGGGGAGGAGUGCGCACGGGAAAGGGUCGGAGGAAAAGCAGAGAUGUUGGCGCAGAAGUGGAGUCGUGGAUUGAUGCUGUAGCCAUCUCGCACGAGUUCACAGAUCACUGCCAUCAGGAUACACUCUUAGAAGUUCACCCAAACGUGCCAGUUUUCGCGACCCAAGAAGCAGCAAAACUCAUUUCAAGUUUCAACCACUUCCGCUCUGUAACCACAACACCGACCUUUACCUCUGCCUCCCCGGACUGGCACGACUACUCGCUCCUCGAGCUCCCGUCCUGGCUCACCAUCACGCGUCUAACCGCAGCCAACGACGCCCUCGAUUACCACUCCGCACUCCUCAUCACCUUCGCAACACACCCUUUUCUCCCCACGACACCGAGAAAGCGUUCCUCGCUCUCUAUUUACGGCGACGAGCCUUCCUCCACCGCCCCGGAACCCGCCGAAUGUGUCAUCUAUACCCCUCAUGGGAUUCCGCACACAGCUCUGACCCCCAUCGCAGCCGCGGAUCCUCCACUACAUACCCUCGCUUUUUUGCACGGGUUACAUGACGUCUCCAUCUCCGCGGCGCAACAGCUGAAUCUCGGCGCGAAGAAUGGCGUUCUAGCGCAACGCUUGUUGCGCGCGAAAUACUGGGUUGCUACGCACGACGAGGUGAAGAAAGGUGGUGGAUUGGUAUCGUGGUUUUUACGGAGGAAAGUUUGGACGUUGGAGGAUGCGUUGAAGGAGGCGAAGGCGGAGAUGAGUGGUAGUAAUGAGCUUGAUGAUGAUGAAUUCGAGGGCGUGAAGCUGGAAGAUGUUGGGAAUGGGGAUAGUCGGAUUCUUGAAUGA
Molecule: messenger RNA, 1853 nt
Organism: Periconia digitata
Lineage: Eukaryota; Fungi; Ascomycota; Dothideomycetes; Pleosporales; Periconiaceae
Source: the annotation of a GenBank genome assembly